UCGCAUCGAAGGUGCUGCUACAAGUUCUAGUCUGGUCUAUUGUCGUACAUCGCCCUGCAUCGCCUGCCUGAGCUGUUGCCGGCUAGCUAUGCUUUUCCCACUGGCAUCGGAGUCAUUCCAGACCAUCACCGCUCAUACUCUCAUCUCACAGGCUCACCUCGGCGCACUUCUAUUCUACGCCACUACCUAUGUCUACAGUGCGAAUGCUAAUGUGCAGACACCAUUCGCGUUACCAGUCAUCGAUGAGAAGUCUGCUCUGACUAUCAACGACUUCAUAUCUGACAUUAGUCUCGGAGGACUAUCACUUUCCCAAGAUGGUUCUCGUGUGGCGUAUCACGCAGGCCCGCAAUACAGGGCAGGGCCCUCCCCCUCGUCUUCUAUAUGGAUCGCGGAUACUUCGCUGGAAGACAGCACGACGCAAGUUACUUUCGGUUCGUUCCAUGAUCAUAGCCCCCAGUUUCCUGGGCCCAACAGCGACGUGUUGUACUUCCUAUCCGAUCGACAUGCGCCUGGCCAAGCCAACGAUAUAUUCCGUCUCCUGGUCUCUGGACCCCUCGACGAGUCUACGAACCUUCUCCCGGUUGCUGUCACUUCUACCCAAUUCGAUGGCGAUGUUUUAGACUUUGCGGUCUCUCCUGAUGCCCAACUGCUCGCUUUUGUGAGUGUUGAGGUGGAUGACAACGACCAGUCCGGUAUGCCGGAGGCCUGGAAUGAUAAGAAGGAGCUGGGUCGUUUGCUCCUCUUGAACCUCACAGACCCUGCCGCUAGCCCACGCACACUCGUCUCCCUUGACGAGAAUGUUGCCUCCUUUUCUUGGAGCCCGGACAGUUCUCAUAUCGUCUACCGGACUACCAGGCACCCCGCACUCGAAUAUCACUAUCUUGCUGGCUCAGACCACAUCGUAUCUGUCCUCGACGGUUCGUCGAAACUCUUACGCGACUGGCCAAAUCCCCCGCAGAUGCCUGCGAUCUGGACACAAAAUGACACAUUUCUCUACCAUCAUGGUUACGUCCUUGACCGUCACUCCUCAUCCGGUGCUCUAUGGCGUCUGUCAGCUUCUGACGAUCGCUUCGAGCGCAUCGCGUUCGGGGAAUCCGACGACUUGGUUCAAAUGCGCAGCGUGGGGUCUACCUCCCAGAUAGCCGUUGAGGUCGCCUUCGGGCUCAACACACGCAUCUCAAUCAUGGACUCGUCCUCGGACCAGGAAUCUAUCCUGUUUCAAACCGAAGAGGACGCGAUUUUGUCAUGGGAUGUGAAGCUUACUGAUUUGGCGGUAGAAGAAUACACAUUCGUCGCCCUCCGUAGCUCAGGUAUCCGCGGGGAGCCUGAGGAAGUUUGGGCUGGUUUGACGGCGGGAGGGAAGGAGGGAAAGCUCACCACGAGGCUUUCGGCGCAUAGGCAAUGGGUCUCGGAGAAGCAGCUUCCUGUUAUGCGGCCCUUCAACUGGACUGGCGUAGAUGGGGAGAUCUUGGAAGGACUAGCGCUAUAUCCACCGGCUGGACCUUCCUCGAACCUCCCCACCGUCAUCAAACCGCACGGAGGCCCGUAUUCACGCGAUGUACCCGGACUUGCCUUUGACUACAUGGCAUGGCAUAUUUCCCUCGCCUCACAAGGUUGCUUAGUUCUCAUGCCGAACUAUCGAGGCAGCAUGGGACGCGGAGACGCAUUCGCAGGUAACGCAAACGGAGGGAUGGGUACUCUGGACUGGGCAGACACCAAAACAAUGCUGGACGAAGCAGUCUUGCUGGGCAUCGCUGACCCGUCCAGACUUGCCAUAGCUGGAAAAUCGCAAGGAGGUUUUCUCACCGCUUGGGGAGUCACACGUCCCGACAGUCUUUUCAAGGCGGGGAUCAUGAUCGACGGCGUUUCUGACUGGGGAAGCUUGGUUCUGUCGUCAGACCUCCCGGAUUUCGAGGCUGACCUUGCAGGUGGUGCUCCUUGGAACGAAAGUACGACCCACUUCCUCAGCGGUAGUCCUAUCCGCGAAGCUAAGAACGUCAAAGCUCAUCUCCUCAUCAUUCACGGCAAAGAGGACAAGCGGACUCCUCUUUCGCAGGCGGUCGGUUUCUUCCGUGGUAUUCUACGUGAAUCGGCAUACCCAGAGAGGGUCGAGAUGGUUAUGUAUCCGAAUGAAGGGCAUACUUUCCAAGAGAAGGAUCAUGCGCGAGACGUGAUGGAACGAGUUUUGGCCCACUUUACGAAGUAUCUUCUGUGAUUAAGGAUGGUGAAUCCGACAGGGGAUGGUGUGUGAGUAAGGGAAUGUAUGUUUGCCUCGAUCUUCUAUCUUAUUCUUCAU
This is a messenger RNA of Stereum hirsutum FP-91666 SS1, 2296 nucleotides long. Its product is annotated as alpha/beta-hydrolase. Lineage: Eukaryota; Fungi; Basidiomycota; Agaricomycetes; Russulales; Stereaceae. Bases 89 to 2215 code for a protein of 708 amino acids. Gene Ontology annotation, molecular function: protein binding; serine-type endopeptidase activity. The transcript is spliced from 6 exons. The record is from RefSeq and is a predicted model, not a curated record. Gene Ontology annotation, biological process: proteolysis.